Parnassius mnemosyne (clouded apollo) is the source of this 660-nucleotide messenger RNA. The record is from the annotation of a GenBank genome assembly. NCBI's taxonomy places the organism in Eukaryota, Metazoa, Arthropoda, Insecta, Lepidoptera, Papilionidae.
AUGAUGACUAUCCUGAUAAAACCGGGACAGCGCGAAAAGUGUGACUUUACAUGCUUUAGACUGUUCAUAUUAGGGGGCAGUGCUGUACCGCAAAAAUUAAUUGAUGAUAUAAAGAUAGUAGCACCAUUCGCAGAUGUUUACAUAGUGUAUGGAAUGACCGAAACAGGAACAAUUGUUUUGGACCCAGUUAGCUUUAUUCCAGGGUGCACUGGACGGCCAUUGGGGCACACAGAUUACCGCUUGGUUGAUCCAGGAACGGGAAAAGACAUUUUGGAAUCCCACAAAACAGGCGAACUUUGGUUAAAAGGACCAAUAACUUUUAAGGGUUACUAUAAUAAUCCUGAAAUGACAGCUGAGAUAUUCACAGAAGACAGAUGGUUGAAGACAGGUGAUAUUUUCUACAGGGACGAGAAUUGGAACUUCUUCUUUGUCGAUCGCAUGAAACUGAUUCUUACAUAUCGAAGCCACAAUAUAUCACCUACAGAAAUUGAAGAAGUUAUACGGACACACCCUGGCGUUUACGACGUUGCUGUGACCGGCAUUCCAGACGAAGAGUGUAGUGAGCUGCCAGUAGCGUGUGUAGUACCGGAAGACAAUCAUACGCUGUCUGCUCAAGAGAUUAAAGAUUUAGUUAAAAGUAAACUACAUUAUUCUCUUUAG